Messenger RNA from Trichoderma virens Gv29-8, 1105 nucleotides. RefSeq lists its product as uncharacterized. Lineage: Eukaryota; Fungi; Ascomycota; Sordariomycetes; Hypocreales; Hypocreaceae. The record is from RefSeq and is a predicted model, not a curated record. The transcript is spliced from 4 exons. The coding region runs from base 148 to 1029 and encodes 293 amino acids.
AUCUCACAUUGGGACCCUCCACCUCUCGUAGGUGAAUCUGGUUCGGAGAGCAACAUCACCUCGUGCGAUGACAUUGCGUCCACUCUAACUGUACGGACUCCCUCCAACCAAGGGUCCCUGCGAAGCCGCCCAAUCCUGAAAGGCUGCAUGUUGACCAAUAUGGUCCUGGGACAAAUUACCGGCUAUCCAAAGAUGCUCGUCCUAGGAGACCGCCUUCCUCCGUUUAUCCAUGCGCCUUGCUACAUAGACGAGACGCUUGCUCCAGAAUGUGGAGAGAUGGGGAAACACCAAUGCUUGCCCAAGAGGCUUGCCAUUUGCGCCAGCUUGGUGGAUAUGUUCUAUUCGCGGACAGAUGCCAACGCGGAUUUUGUCUGGCAGACGAUAUAUUCUGAGGGACAGAGAUUACAUGAAGAGUAUAAAAGCCUAGACCCAUACGGCCAGCUUGCUGCCUUACAGGCGGUCAUCAUAUAUAUCCUCCUACAAGCUCAGGAUCCCGAAACAGCGGAACGAAAUGGCGCCAAUGCUCUGCUCUUGGUUAUGACGGAACUCUUCACUUGCCUCACUGAGAGCAUUGACUGGGAUGCAUGUGACUUUAUGGAAAGACCAGACAGACAGCAAUGGGUAUUAAGGGAGUCUUUAAGACGGAUAGUCGCCUUGCUGGGCCUUGUCGAACUACUAUUCGAAGGCCUAAUCCCACCUCACGCAGCCCAAGCCAACCCUCCCUACAAAAACUUCCGGUCUACUCCUCUACCAUGUCAGCGCGACUUGUGGGAAGCCCGCACCAACAGAUCCUGGAGGCGAGAGCUGAAGCUCUACCUCUCAGGCUGGACGUCGCACGAAGUGUUAACAGUCGGAGACCUGCUUGAGUUGGAUGACGCGGGUUGUUUCAAGAACACUUGGAACAAUCAGCAGGCGUACAGCAAGUUGCCGGAUGCGGUCAAUUGGUGCGGAAACUCUGAUUCGUUGGGGAUGUUGAUCUGGAUGGUGCUUCCGUUUCAGAGAUGGAGAAAGAAGGAUGCCCGCUGGUAAUUCGAGGAAUACAUAGAGGCCAAUUUGCCUAUAGCUCAGUACCAUUCAGGUGACACUACAUUCACUUUACCUUAUU